AGGGCCAUGGGAGUGGUUUUGUUCUUCUCGCGUUAUUUUUUAGUCACCGCGAGAGUUGGAGAGAGUACUGAGACAAGUUGCUGAGUUUUGGCGCAACAGGAGCAGAGCAGGAAUAAUGGAGGAGGAAAGCCGGGACACGGAGAACAGCAACGGAGAGGAGUCCUCCUCAGCUCGCGCUGAGCUACAGGUGAGAGGUUAUCACAGCUGAAAGAGGACGUGAAGGGGCACGAGGGACUUCCUGUUCAGGCUUUAACUUUGACAGAAGAAAGGAGACAAAACAACCAUCGGGACACAGCCGCGCAGUUUAAGAAAACGAUGUGCGCGUCUGCACCAGAACUUACGGUCCAAGCUGUAGACUCCGUCAGGAAUGCAUGGGGCGUUUAGGUGCACCUCGUAAACUCAGCAAUCGUACCCCCAGAAGCCGUGAUGGUUAUUUGAACGGCUGUGGUAUUAUUAUUAUCAGGUAACAAUUUGAGUUUUUUAAUGUUUUCAUGCGGAAUUGAAUGGAUAAUAUUGGAAUUCUAGAUCCAAACGUGUUCAUGGCCAUAAAACAUAAUAAAAACAGGGGAAAGGCUGAUGAAGAAACUGCAUCUGCUCUAUAACUACAGAAACGUGGUGGCCACAAGAGACCCAGACAUCAUGGCUCCCAGCACCAUGACAACGCCUCAAACAAGAAUCGGAAGAUUCACAUGGAUGACAAACAGUACAGCUGUGAUCAAUGCCCAUCCACUUUCGCUCGACUGCAGACUUUCUUAACGCACCAGCGUGUUCACACAGGAGAGAGACCGUACAGCUGUGACACAUGUGGCUCAGCUUUCACUCAGUUGUCUCAUCUGAGGAGGCACGAGCGAAGUCACAUUGGGAAGAAACCAUACAGGUGUGAUCAGUGCCCUUCCACUUUCACUCAACUAAGUGGUUUCUUGAUCCACCAGCGUGUUCACACAGGAGAGAGACCGUACAGCUGUGACACAUGUGGCUCAGCUUUCACUCAGUCAUCCCAUCUGAGGAAGCACAAACGAAGUCACACCGGGGAGAGGCCAUACAGCUGUGAUCAGUGUGGUCAGACUUUUACUCUAAAAUGUAGUCUGAACACUCACUGCAUACGUUUGCACACAGCAGAGAAACCAUACAGCUGCGACCAGUGUGGUAAAAGUUUUGCAUUGAAAUUUUCCCUGAAAGUCCACCAGCAAAUCCACACCAGAGAGAGUCCGCCCUGGUGUGAGGAGUGUGGAAAACCUUUUUCUCACACGUGCUCCCUUAAAAAUCAUCAAAGAGUUAUCAUUGGAGAAAGGCCGUACAGCUGCGACAAGUGUGGGAAAAGUUUCAAGCAGAAAUGUAUUUUACAAAAACACAGAAAAACUCACACUGGAGAGAAGCCAUACAACUGUGAGGAGUGCGGGCAGAGUUUCACCCGCCCGUGCUCUCUGAGGAAACAUCAGCGUAUCCAUACAGGAGAAAGACCGUACAGCUGUGAUGAGUGUGGGAAAGCCUUCAGUCGGCAGUUCAGCCUGACAUGUCACAUGCGAAUCCAUACAGGAGAAAAACCAUACUGGUGUGAGGACUGCGGGCAAACGUUCCGUCACAAGGGCACCUUCAAACAACACCAAGAACAACAUCAGAACAGGACAGAGAACUUGGAGCCGGGAUCAGCAGAAGUCUCUUUAUAAAAGAACCAUUUCAUGUUUCAUGUAGAAGAUUUUCAGGUCUUCUUCCUUUUUACUGUCUGCAGUGGAAUUCUGUAUGAGUUUGUUCUAUUGUUCAGAACAUCAUAAACACAUUUGUGUGGUCUGCUUGUUGCAGUGUGCUACUGUGAGGGGGGAAAAAACGCGGAACAACAGAAAUGAAUAACUUUCUGUUGCACUCUUAAAUUAAUACUGUGAAUAAUACCUAUGGGAGAUUUAAAAACAAACAAACAAACACCCAAUUAAAGACGAAAAACUUUUAUUUAAUGUAGGCACAGAAAAUGAGACUGACCAGAACCCACCUCCACAAAAUUGCUGUAAAACCAGAGGAGAAGAUGUCCUCAGGGAUCCACAGACCACCAGGAGCUGCUCACAGUUCUGCAUAUCGGGCAUUUCAGAGCCCCCAAUCAAAACCCUUUGCUCCUGUUAGGACGAUAAAUGGCACACUUCUUCCUUAAGGACCACAAACUUGUGCUUCCUGUAGAAGCUGCCCUGAUCCUGCCUUUUUCUGAAGCUAUGUUGUUACAGUACUGAACCACUACCUGGAGAAAAAAAACCCUAAAACGAAGUAAAACUGCAUUUAUUUUACUUUGUUUUUUCUGCUGCAAAGUAAAGUUUGUUUCCUUUUCAGGGCCUGUAAAAUGAAAUCAUUAACCUCAUUAAUGUUUAUUAUAAUGUUUGUUGACAAAAAAAUAAAGGGAUGCGAACCAGUCUGGUCCUUUCUGUAAGUUUCAAAGAAAAUAACCUAAAUAUCUAAACAUGUCACAGCUCUCUUUGUCAUCUGAGUUUUAUUGUGUAAAAAAUCAGAAAAAAAAUAUCUAAAACUAAUAAAAACUGACCUGAAAUCAGCAAAAUGACUAAAAAUAAACCAAAAAGAUUCAGGUGAAUGAGUCUAAAUCACAGUGCAGUCAAACAU
This is a messenger RNA of Haplochromis burtoni (Burton's mouthbrooder), 2598 nucleotides long. Its product is annotated as zinc finger protein 239. The coding region runs from base 690 to 1667 and encodes 325 amino acids. The transcript is spliced from 2 exons. The record is from RefSeq and is a predicted model, not a curated record. Gene Ontology annotation, cellular component: nucleus. Gene Ontology annotation, biological process: regulation of transcription by RNA polymerase II. NCBI's taxonomy places the organism in Eukaryota, Metazoa, Chordata, Actinopteri, Cichliformes, Cichlidae. Gene Ontology annotation, molecular function: DNA-binding transcription factor activity, RNA polymerase II-specific; RNA polymerase II cis-regulatory region sequence-specific DNA binding.